This is a messenger RNA of Vigna angularis (adzuki bean), 1152 nucleotides long. RefSeq lists its product as uncharacterized. The record is from RefSeq and is a predicted model, not a curated record. Lineage: Eukaryota; Viridiplantae; Streptophyta; Magnoliopsida; Fabales; Fabaceae. The coding region runs from base 329 to 973 and encodes 214 amino acids. The transcript has a single exon.
UUCUCGUUUCACCCUUUUUCUUCUGAUUUCUUAAUCACCACUCUUCUUUUACCUCGUUUCACUCAGACAAAUCCAGUUGUCGCUGGCCAGAUCCACCCCCUGCCACUAUAAACACAAGUACCUUCCUUUGUACUCGGUCGUGUCCAAAGCACUUCUUUUGCCGUAAACAUUGUUCAAUCAAAUAAUAUCCUCUUCGCUGUAUCUAACACAGUAGAGCUUCUUUUCCUUGUAACUUGCUACAAGUUUUGUCAUUGUCACCAACACCCUUGUAAAUCAAGUUCGAAAACUCCCAUAUUUUUUGCUGGAUUUUUGUUUGUGACUACUACAGAUGAAAAAAAGGGCUUCUGGGAUUUUGAAGUUGAUAGCUGCAGUGAGGGCAAUGGCCAAGUCAAAAGCUUUGGCUCUGAAGUCCAGGACGAACGCCAUGAAAGCUCGAUUGGUUAUAUUCUCGCUUGUGAUGAACAAGAGGUAUGUGAUGAGCACCAUUUCUGAUAAGUUCCAAUCUCUUGGGCAUCAUCAUCAUCAUUCACGUGUUAAAGAAGUUCAAGAUGUUGUUGAUAGCGUUGAGAACAAAUGCACCGUGGUGGUCAAUGACAGUGCACACUUAAGUGAGGUUGUUUCCGAUGUUGUUCCUGGUGAGACCCUUGUGGUAGUGGAGGACAAGAAUGAUUAUGAUUAUGAUGAUGGUGAAUGUGAAUGUUACAACGAUGAUGAAUAUGAUGAUGAUGAUGAUGGCAACAAGUACCCGGAUCUUACACACACAAUGUUUGAGUCAGAGGAUUCGGAUAUUGGAGGGUCUGUUAUUGAAAUGGUGAAGAGUUCAAAGGAAGAAGCAGGGCAAGAGUUCAAGAUGGAGGAUGAAAUUGACCACAUGGCUGACCUUUUCAUCAGGAAAUUCCGCAGGCAAAUCUUGCUGCAGAAACAAGAUUCUCUUAACAGGAACAAUGAGAUGCAGAAGUUGCUUGAAAGUUGAAACUUGUAUUCAAAUUUUUUUUGUAUGUUGUAGGGGUGAAACCUCAUCUCUCCCGUUAUUAAUAUUUUAAAGAAAAUGGGAGUUUAUUUGCUCAGAAUGCUUUGCCUUUACAAGAACAAGUCAUGAAUGAGAAGUGGUUAUUUUCAAGUAGAAUAAAAUAUAACAUGUUGGGGUUGGAA